Messenger RNA from Sebastes umbrosus (honeycomb rockfish), 489 nucleotides. It is a transcript of the gene mrpl36, whose product is annotated as mitochondrial ribosomal protein L36. Gene Ontology annotation, cellular component: mitochondrial large ribosomal subunit; ribosome. The coding region runs from base 14 to 397 and encodes 127 amino acids. Lineage: Eukaryota; Metazoa; Chordata; Actinopteri; Perciformes; Sebastidae. Gene Ontology annotation, molecular function: structural constituent of ribosome. Gene Ontology annotation, biological process: ribosome biogenesis; translation. The record is from RefSeq and is a predicted model, not a curated record. The transcript has a single exon.
CCUUUGUGACACCAUGGCAUCCCUCCUCUUGAAGCACCUGGCUUCCUCCCUGACCCGCCAAGUGGCCCAGAUGAGCCGGUUAAAUCUGAGCCUCUCCUCACCAGCAGCUAGUGCCUAUAGAUGUCUCUGCACCCUCACCACAGCUCCCCGCACACUACUCCUGUCAUCACCCAGAGUCAGCUCCAUCCAGCCCCCCUCGUCUUCUGGCUCCUCUGCUCAGUGCGGACCACCUCUGUUGGGACAUUGCCAGCAUCUUCCCUGUAUACAGCCCUCUGCGGGGAUGAAAACCAAGUCUGCCCUUAAGAGGCGCUGCAAAGACUGUUUCAUGGUUCGACGCAGGGGGCGUUUGUUUGUGUUCUGCAAGACAAAUCCGAGACACAAGCAGAGGCAGGGUUAAAAAGUUGAAGGAUUAUUGAGAAGAUUGCUAUGAGAUCAUGGAAAUUUAGCAGAACUGUGAUACAAAAAUAAAUUGUUUGGCUGAAGAAUGUG